CAGCUGUGGAGCAGUUUGAUCCAGCAGAGAAUCCAUCAUGAGGAGUCUGGUGUUUCUACUCUUUGUGGCUGUGGCCAACGCUAGACUCUACCAGCGCUGUGAAUGGGCCCGAAUCCUGAAGAGUCAUGGGAUGGAUGGUUACCGUGGCCACAGCCUAGCCAACUGGGUCUGCCUGAGCAAGCAUGAAUCGGAGUACAACACCAGAGCCAUCAACCACAACAGAGAUGGAUCCACCGACUACGGCAUCUUCCAGAUCAACAGCCGCUGGUGGUGUAACAACGGCCAACCCACUUCAAAUGGGUGCAACAUCAGGUGUGACGAGCUUCUGACUGAUGAUGUCAGUGUGGCGAUCAAUUGUGCCAAACGUGUUGUCAGGGACCCCAACGGCAUGGGAGCCUGGGUGGCCUGGCGCGAUCACUGUCGGAACCGGGACCUGAGCUCCUACUUGGCAGGAUGUGGUCUGUAAUCAGUACAUGGAGCCAGGACACUGUCAGUGACAUCCUCAUCUUCAGCUGCAUCUUCAGUUUAAAGUGAAUUUAAACCUUUACUGUCAAUGUUUUGGUUUAUACCUUUAUACCUAAUCAGAGAACAGAACUGUGGUGAUUUCAACCUGUAUCUGUUUUUCUGCUCAUUUUAAAACCAGAUUAAACAGCUGACUUCAA
Molecule: messenger RNA, 662 nt
Organism: Seriola aureovittata
Lineage: Eukaryota; Metazoa; Chordata; Actinopteri; Carangiformes; Carangidae
Gene: lyz
Product: lysozyme
Exons: 4
Coding region: 38-466 (142 amino acids)
Molecular function (GO): lysozyme activity
Source: RefSeq, a predicted model, not a curated record